GGGAGGGGGUGGUGGUGGUGGUGGUAUCAUUGAGGUAUAGAUGGGAUGUUUCCAUCAUGGCGGCAUCCAUUUCGGGCUAUACUUUUAGUUCUGUGUGUUAUCACAGCGCUAACAGCAACUCUGAUCAUGAGGGAUUCCUUUUAGGAGAAGUUAGGCAAGAGGAAACUGUCAGCAUCAGUGAUACACAGAUCAGCAGUUCUGAACUACUCCAAGUAGUAGAAGUCCACAAUCAUGAACCUUGUGCACAGCUAUUUAGCUUUUAUGAUUAUGCUGGACAAGUCAAUGAAGAGAGUCUUAACAGAAUUCUUAAAGACAGACGGAAAAAUGUCAUCGGCUGGUACAGGUUCAGGAGGAACACGCAGCAGCAGAUGUCGUUCAGGGAACAGAUCAUCCAUAAGCAGCUGACCCAGCUCCUGGGUGUGCCCGACCUAGUCUUUCUCCUCUUUAGCUUCAUCUCCACAGCCAACAACUCCACACACGCCCUGGAGUAUGUGCUGUUCAGACCCAACCGCAGCAGGUACAACCAGAGGGUGACCCUCAGCAUCCCGAACCUGGGCAACACCAGCCAGCAGGAAUACAAAGUCUCCUCUGUCCCCAACACCUCACUCAACUAUGCCAAGGUCAUCAAAGAGCAUGGGGCUGAAUUCUUUGACAAAGACGGUGUGAUGAAGGAUAUCAGAACAAUUUUUCAAGUCUACGGUGCACUACAAGAUAAAGUGCAAGCUGUAUGUGGAGAGGUUGAGCAGAGUGAACGUGUGAAAGAGAAAGUCCAGGAGGAGGUGAACAAACUCAAACAGCAAAUUGUUCUCAGGAAACGAAAAACCACGGAGGAAGAGAGAAGACUCCAGGAGGCGCAGAACCCUGAGCCACGUCCCACUCCUGAGGAGAACACAGAGCCCCCGGAGACCUCCCUCCUGUCCAGAGUGGCCUUCCACUCCCCAUCCACCCCCGAGCGGCCAGGUCCUUCCGCAAACCCUCCUGCCUACGCAGACUUCCUCUCCUUGCAGGACGACUCGCUUCUCCCCUCCUCGUCCUCCCCUACCAGUGCUGCGCUGCUCCCCCGGCCCCAGGCUGUGGGCUCCCCAGGCCACCCUUCUCCCAGCCCACUGGGUCUGGGCCUCAGUGCUGGUCCAAGCCCCAGUACGCCCUACCUGGGAAACGGGGACGGAUCCAGCUCUGACUCCCUGGACAGACAGGCCGCAGGGCAAGAGGAUGACGACGAGGAGGAAGAUGAUGAUGAUGAUGAUGAUGACAGCAGCGAGUAUGAGAACCUUGUGAGUGAGGUGGGGCAGUUGCCCCCUGUUACCGCCAGUGUGUUGGCGCAGGGCCGCCCAGCCGCCCUCAGUCCGGACGGCGACGCCUCAGUCCGUGGCUCACAGACCUAGUAGAUGGGGACAUGGGGGGGGACAAAAUUAACUGACGCACCGGGAUAGGAGGGCGUCCCAACCAAUGAAAGAUAAUUAUUCUAUAUUACAGAGGACGUGCCAGCCCUGAAAAUAAAAGGCAUGCGCAGGUGGUAUAUUCCGCUGUGUAUAUCUGUUUGUCUUAGUUUGAUCUCUAUUCUGGGGGGAAUGUCAGGCAUCAUGGGGUUUAACUUUUCUGUCUAGCAUGGAAAAGCUAGUCCGUUGGAGCCUGGCUCCCUUCAGUGGAUGUGUUUUGAUUUAGGGACGGAGGACGUUAUAAUGGAAUAAACGCCAACUGGUUUGUCCGACCUCUCCGUAUGGAUAGACCCACUCCGCUUCUCCUGGAUCAUGCUGCGUCACAUCUGCAUCACCAACUUUAAGCAUCCAAUUGUACCAUUACCUCUUGCACUAUUUUUGCUUUCUUUUAACAAUUUAAGAAAAGCAAAAGGAAAAUGUCCUGCGGCCUUCAAACCUUUUUUUUUGUGAGACAUGCAAGUGGUUAUUAUUUUUUCUUUGUUUUUUUUGGGGUGAUUUGCUUAUUACAAAGAAAGAGAGAUGCAGGUAACUGCCAAAGUAAUGGAAACACGUGAGUAAAUGAGAGGUAGAAAGUCUAUUGAAAGCAGGUGCUUCCACACAGGUGUGGUACCUGAGUUAAGCAAUUGUCAUCCCAUCAUGCCUAGGGGUGUGUAUAAAAAUGCUGGGCAGGCCAUUAUUUUGGCUACUAUGGCUAUGCCACCAUCCACAGGGCACGAGUGGUUACUGAAUGGUUUGAUGAGCAUGAAAACAAUGUAAACUAUAUGCCAUGGCCGUCUGUCACCAGACCUCAUCCCAACUGAACACUUAUGGGAAAUUCUGGAGCGGUGCCUGAGACAGCGUUUUCCACCACCAUCAACAAAACACCAAAUGAUGGAAUUUCUCGUGGAAGAAUGGUGUCGCAUCCCUCGAAGUUCCAGACACUUGUAGAAUCUAUGCCAAGGUGCAUUCAAGCUGUUCUGGCCCAACGUCCUAUUAAGUCACUUUAUGUUGGUGUUUCCUUUAUCUUGUCAGUUAUAUAUGUAAACUAUAAUUUUGUUAGCCUGCACGGUUCUGACACUCAACUUUGAACUGUCAUUAUUAGGAAUUAAUUUCCUUUAACAAGCGAUGUAUUUUUAUGAAUCAUGCUGUUGCCUAUUUUGAUGACAAAGAAUAUAGUUUUUAUUCAAAGUUUUCCUUUGCCACUACUAUAAUGGGUGCUUAUAUUUGUUUUUAUGACAAUAACUGUUAUUAAUGUCA
Coregonus clupeaformis (lake whitefish) is the source of this 2675-nucleotide messenger RNA. RefSeq names its product BRISC complex subunit Abraxas 2. Lineage: Eukaryota; Metazoa; Chordata; Actinopteri; Salmoniformes; Salmonidae. Gene Ontology annotation, biological process: attachment of spindle microtubules to kinetochore; mitotic spindle assembly; protein K63-linked deubiquitination. Gene Ontology annotation, molecular function: polyubiquitin modification-dependent protein binding; microtubule binding. The transcript has 9 exons. The record is from RefSeq and is a predicted model, not a curated record. Gene Ontology annotation, cellular component: nucleus. Bases 57 to 1385 code for a protein of 442 amino acids.